This is a messenger RNA of Purpureocillium takamizusanense, 1209 nucleotides long. RefSeq names its product Prolyl aminopeptidase. Gene Ontology annotation, molecular function: peptidase activity. Gene Ontology annotation, biological process: proteolysis. Bases 96 to 992 code for a protein of 298 amino acids. NCBI's taxonomy places the organism in Eukaryota, Fungi, Ascomycota, Sordariomycetes, Hypocreales, Ophiocordycipitaceae. The record is from RefSeq and is a predicted model, not a curated record. The transcript has 2 exons.
GGAACCAAGAAUUUGGUGCCAAAGCAAAGUCCCUGCGCCGCAAUCGAGCCUCGAACCGAUCGGCGACUCGACGUGAGCUCGAGAUCGGAUCAACAAUGGAUGCGACGUGCAAACACGCCUCAGUCUCGCUGAGCGAUGGCGCCACCUUGCAAGUGAAGUUACUGGGGGCGAACAGCACGGCAAAGCCCCUCCUCAUAGCUCUCCAUGGGGCGCAAGGUGUGUCUGAUCACCGCGAGCCGCUCCAAUCUUUCAGCUUCUUGUCGUCACGCUUUCGUCUUCUUGUGUACGAUGCGAGGGGAAGCGGCCGUAGCGAUGACAAAGGACCCUUCACGCAUCAGCGCUGGGCCGCUGAUGUCGACGAGCUGAGGGAAUGGGCCGGAGCUGAUAUGUGUAUCGUUGCCGGAGGCUCCUAUGGAGGCAUGGUUGCUCUGGAAUAUGCAUUGGUAUACCCGCAACGCGUUUCUGCGCUGCUCCUUCGCGACACUUGGGCAAACGGCGUGCUGGGAGUGCUGCGCUGCCUGAAGUCGAUUCUCACGGACGCCCGGAUACAGCCAGACGCGGACCGCCAAGUGCGGGUAUGGAGUGGGAACAUACGAGAUAAUGAAGACCUGGCAGCAGCUUUCAUCGAAAUCCUGCCCAUCUACACACCAGAGGGCUCAGGGAGACCCAACGCUCCCGCAGCACCUGACGCAGACAAGCACACAGAGGCAGAUGAGCUGAUCCUCCACUACAAGACGCACAACUUCUGCUUCACCCACAACCAACCUAGAUUUGACUUGCGCAACCGCCUUGAACAGAUAAAGGCCCCCACCCUCGUGGUCUGUGGGAGACACGACCCCAUUACCCCGGUCAUGUUCAGCGAGGAGAUUGCGGAGUCUGUGCCCGGCGCGCAACUGACGAUCUUCGAGAAUUCUGGCCAUAGUCCCCCGUCCGACGAGCCUGAUGCUUUUAGAGAUCGAGUUUGGCAGUUCCUUGACCAGAUAAGCGCCUGAUCUGAAGUCGCAUCAUCGCUCUGCCCACCCCGAGCUCCUUUCUUGCCGUGGUUUAUGCUUUGCUACUCAGGCGGACAAUCUCGAAAUCUGAGCCAAACGCGAUCGUGCGUUUGACUUGAACAGUACUAUGUUGGUCUAUGAGUAAUCAUGAUGUUGUUCGCGGGUAGCGGCAGGGCGUGGCGACCUUGCACUCCGGAUGAAGGGGGGGAGUGAUCAC